ACGUCACUUAGGCGACAUUCCAAUAUGGCCGCGCCCGUGGGCUCACCAUGAGACUAGUGUAAUCCGGGACAAGGAUGUUGGGUGUCGCUGUCAGGGUGGUGAGGGCCGGCUGUAUCGGGGGACAGUUCGGGAGAAGAGCAGCCUGUGUCAUACUUGUAAGGAAGCAGGAGCCUCUGAGGAUAGCCACGUUUGCAGCUUGUCUGCAUGGAAAGGACUCUGCUAUGGGGAGUUUGCUGGGGAUGAGCCAGGAGCAGCCCGCAGAAGAAGGUCUCACUCCACAGCCACCAGCCGUUUCCUUUAAUAAAGCUGAUCAAGACGGUUUAUUAAGACAUACCCCAGAUCAACCAGAGAGCCCCAAAACCCUUAAAAUUGCUGUCAUAGGGGCCCCGAAUGCUGGAAAAUCAACAUUAUCCAAUCAGCUACUUGGCAGAAAGCUGUUUCCAGUGUCCAGUAAAGUGCACACUACUCGCUGCCAAGCACAGGGUGUCAUUACAGAAAGCGACACACAAGUGAUUCUCCUUGACACACCUGGUAUGGUCAAUGCCGUGAAAGCAAAAAGGCAUAACCUGGAGAAGUCCCUUCGGCACGACCCGUGGGAGUCGGUGAAGUUGGCCGACGUGGUACUGGUGUUGGUGGAUGUUUCCGUGAAGUGGAUGAGAAAGUCUUUGCACUUGGAGGUCCUCAAAUGUUUGUCCCAGAACCCAGCUGUCCCCAGCAUCCUUGUACUGAACAAGGUUGACCUGUUAAAGGAUAAAGGCAGUUUGUUGGAGAUCACAGAAACACUGACUGAAGGAAUGGUGAAAGGGAAGAAAGCUGAAGUUCAGUCUGCGAUAAAAAGUUCUCAUAAAACAACAAAAACGGAAGAUGCCAGAUUUGUAAAGAAAGAUGAAGUUGUCCAGAACAGCACUGAGCAGUCACAGGGAUCUUUAUUACCAGAUCCAUCCUCGGACGUCCCUGCAGAUCUUACCAAGAGGGAAUUGACCCGAAAAGACUCAGAGAAGGUUGGGUGGGCCCAUUUUCAAGAGGUUUUCAUGCUUUCAGCCAUAAAUGGAGAUGAAGUAGAGACGCUAAAGAUGUACCUGAUGUCUCUUGCCAAGCCUGGAGAAUGGGCAUUUCAUAGUGAUGUUGUUACCACCCAGUCACCCCAGGAAAUCUGUGAUAACAUUAUUAGAGAGAAGCUACUGGAGUACUUGCCCCUAGAGAUACCAUACAGUAUAACUCAGGUCACAAAUUUAUGGGAAGAAGGCUCCGGUGGGGAAUUGGUUAUUAUGCAAACUUUGCAGGUGGCAAAAGAAAGCCAUGUGAAACGAGUUAUUGGUACUGGUGGGCAGGUCAUCAGCAAGAUUGCCAGAGAAGCUGGACAAGACCUAAUGAACGCUUUCCUCUGUGAUGUCCGUCUCCGUCUUUCUGUAAAGUUUAAAAAGUGAUGUCAAUGAAUUUGUUUGUUUUUCUUGUCAACAAAGCUCCAAACAGAUUUAUACAUAAAGCCGGAAAUCAGGCCUGCCUGCCAAAGGUUGUAACACAGUUUGGGAUAAACUGAGAGCGCUCGAGUCGCUGGAAGACUCCUGUGAUACAAAGAGGCCAAUUCACUAAACAAAAUCUGUUAUUUUGUCAUCCAAAAAUUCAGUUUACUAUAAUGUAUAGCUGAACAAUCUUUGUUUUUGCAUACAAUGGAACUUAAAUCACUGCAAGCUUUUAUAUUUCAUGAAUCAAUUUUUUGGAAAUAAAUUUUAUUUUUGUAGUGAC
Rana temporaria (common frog) is the source of this 1746-nucleotide messenger RNA. It is a transcript of the gene ERAL1, whose product is annotated as Era like 12S mitochondrial rRNA chaperone 1. NCBI's taxonomy places the organism in Eukaryota, Metazoa, Chordata, Amphibia, Anura, Ranidae. The coding region runs from base 75 to 1427 and encodes 450 amino acids. Gene Ontology annotation, molecular function: rRNA binding; GTP binding; ribosomal small subunit binding. The record is from RefSeq and is a predicted model, not a curated record. Gene Ontology annotation, biological process: ribosomal small subunit assembly. The transcript is spliced from 11 exons. Gene Ontology annotation, cellular component: mitochondrial matrix.